Molecule: messenger RNA, 2046 nt
Organism: Misgurnus anguillicaudatus (oriental weatherfish)
Lineage: Eukaryota; Metazoa; Chordata; Actinopteri; Cypriniformes; Cobitidae
Gene: six6b
Product: SIX homeobox 6b
Biological process (GO): regulation of transcription by RNA polymerase II; eye development
Cellular component (GO): transcription regulator complex; nucleus
Molecular function (GO): RNA polymerase II cis-regulatory region sequence-specific DNA binding; DNA-binding transcription factor activity, RNA polymerase II-specific
Source: RefSeq, a predicted model, not a curated record
UCUUGCUUAUCUUUUCCCCUUUUCCAUCAGCGUUCGUCAUUUUUUAUUUAACGUUCACUAAAAAUCUAUAAGCUUAAUGUAAUUUCAAUCUGAAAAAUGUACUUUUGUAGCCUAAUGCACUGCCGGGGGCACGUAUUUAAGAUUAAAAGCCAAUCGUGCCCUGAGUUUAAAGUGGUUUUCUAAGCGAAUAUCUCACUUCGUACUAGAUGAGACCAAAUGAGACAACUGUUAAUGCAGCCUAUACACUUUAAAUCUCAAAAAGUACAGUUUAAGUCCAAGAUGUGUGUAAAAACACGUAACUAGUACUAAAGCAAAGAUCGCUUAUGUUUACAGCGUAAAAGGCGCUGUCGAGGUCUGGGAGGUGCUGAAAUCCACUCUCUUCCAUUCCGCCUGAUUGGCGCACUUGACAGUGAUUGACAGGCGUCCGUGGAAACUACGCAACCAAUCUGCCAAGUCCAAUAGAAAAUCAGAAGCGGGCAGCACGUCUUUUCCCUCCUCAAAAAAAAUCUUCAUUCUUGUGCCAUAAUCUCCUGCCCUCCAACUCUUGGUAUUCCCAGCCGAGGCAACUGCAGCCAGCCGGAGCGUCGUUUCUAUUCGUCUGCAUCAUCGUUUGUCUGCUGACACUGGAGUUGCGUUUUUGUCUGGAUUCGACUUGAAAAGAGAGAGGAAAGGCACAUAAAGCCUGAAGCUAGAGGUAGAGGGGACUCCGCGGGGGGAAGAAAAGCCUUCAUGUUUCAGUUGCCAAUCUUGAAUUUUAGUCCCCAGCAGGUAGCGGGGGUAUGCGAGACUUUGGAAGAGAGCGGAGACAUCGAGCGUCUCGGCCGAUUUCUCUGGUCGCUGCCCGUCGCACCUGCUGCCUGCGACGUACUUAGCCGGAAUGAGUCCGUGCUGAGGGCUCGGGCUAUCGUAGCCUUUCACACUGGGAAUUUCCGUGAGCUUUACCACAUUCUGGAGAACCACAAGUUCACCAAAGAGUCGCAUUCCAAACUGCAAGCACUUUGGCUGGAGUCACACUACCAGGAGGCAGAAAAGCUGCGAGGCCGCCCGCUAGGGCCAGUGGACAAAUACCGGGUGCGAAAGAAGUUUCCUCUGCCUAAAACUAUUUGGGAUGGAGAGCAAAAGACACACUGCUUUAAAGAAAGGACCAGGCAUUUACUUCGAGAAUGGUAUCUUCAGGACCCUUAUCCGAACCCAAGUAAAAAGAGAGAGCUUGCACAAGCUACUGGACUCACUCCCACUCAAGUGGGAAAUUGGUUUAAAAAUCGCAGACAAAGGGACAGAGCGGCGGCCGCGAAAAACAGGUGUGUUUUUCCAAAUUUCAACCUUUCGGGCACAUUGUGCAAAUAUUUCAAGGUUACAACAAGGCUCGAUUCGGUCCUUAACUGGAGAGGAUGGUGCUGUAGAUCGACUGGGGAACGCGUCCAGCCCUGAAGCGAGCCUGUCGAGCAAAGCCGCUGCUUCGGCGAUCUCCAUCACUUCAAGUGACAGCGAAUGUGACAUCUAACAUCGCACCACAAACCGCCCCGGGGGCAAUACAGGAAGACUAUGAGAAAAUUAACACAUAACGAAGGAAAUUCAGACAGACAAUCAGCAAGAUAAACAAGCACAAGAGUGCCUGCCUUAACGUAUCAGAGGCCGUGUUUUUUUAUUUUAUUUUUUUUAUUUGAAGGGCGUUACACCAUCCCGGAGUCGUGGGAUUCAUGGAAUGCUUUAUCUUUAAAAAGAAUAUUUAUCGUUUUUCCACAGCAAAAGAGGGGGCAAACAAAAAAUCAUAUUCAGAAGAAAGAACAACUGUAUUAAAGUGAUUUUGUAAGCCCCCGAAAAUAUUUUUGGUUUGUUUUGAAAGGACUUUAAGUUGAAACAUUUUACCCCCAGGUUUUCUAAAGUGUUUGACCAUUAAAUUUAUGAAUAAUGUUUUUUGGUCAUUUUAAGUCUGGUCAUUUUCGACGAUAAACAACUGAUUUUUUAAAGCAUGUGCGCCGAUAGUGAAGAUGUUUUAAUGAAUGCGAGACUUGAAGCUAAUAAAAUGUUUCAUUAUCAAACUAA